UGUCCUGUUUAAACCCACUCCUCUUUUGUCUUGUCCAUCCUCCCUUUCUCUGUCUGUCCCAACAAUUCCGAAAGAAGCGAAUACAGAGACAGCGACAGAGACACAGAUGGUGAGGGACGAUAACCCAUACAUCCCGGUGCUCAGCAUCUUCCGGUGCCCGAUAUCGCUGGACGUGAUGGAAUUCCCUGUGAGCCUCUGCACCGGCGUCACCUACGACCGCUCCAGCAUCCAGCGCUGGCUCGACGACGGCAACAACACCUGCCCCGCCACCAUGCAACUCCUCCACACCAAAGACCUGCUCCCCAAUUGCACCUUGCAACGCCUCAUCCGUAUCUGGUCCGACUCCCUCCACCUCCCCCCACGCAACUCCAUCUCCUCCUCGCCACCCUCUUCCCCCCUCCAACAACCACCGCCCAAGGACCACCUCCGCCACCUGAUACACCACAUGGACACCGACCCCCUCGAUUCCCUUUCCAAGAUUGUCAGGUUCGCCAGAGAGUCCGACGACAAUCGCAAAUUCCUCGCCGAAAGCGCCGGCUUCAUCCUAGUCCUCGUCGAAUAUCUCGGGGGCAGCGGUAAUGCCGAAGAUAAAAACAUCGAUGUCCUCGAACAAGUCGUGAUGAUCAUUGAUUUGGUGAAGGACGAAAUCCAAGACUGGGAGGAGCUGUCGAGAUGGAUGUUGAAAAAGACCGGCCGCGAUUGCUUGGCGUCGCUGCUCCUCAUUGCACAACAUGGACACGUGAAUUCUCGAAUCGCAUCGGCUGGGGUUUUGGAAUUAAUCUCGGUAAACGCCGAGGCCAAGAUCCUGAUCGCCGAGAAAGAUGGGUUUUUACACCAACUGCUGAAAUCCACGGCUCGGGAGAAGGAUCCGAUGGUCAUCGAAGCGAGUCUCUCGUGCUUAAUCGCCCUGUCGACGCCGAAGCGCGUGAAGAUUAUAUUGGUCUAUUCGGGAGCAGUGAAACAGCUGUCCAAGUUGCUGUGGGACCCCAAUUCCACGAUGGCGACGGUGGAGAAGGCGUUGAAGGUGCUGGAAACGGUGUCGUCGGUGAAGGAAGGGCGGGCGAAGAUAUGCGGGGACGGGAAGUGCGUGUCGGGGAUCAUGCAGAGGCUGCUAAAGGUGUCGAGUGCGGCGACGGAGCAAGCGGUGACGAUACUGUGGAGCGUGUGCUAUUUGUUUAAGGAGAGGGCGGCGCAAGAGGCGGUGGGGAGGGCGAAUGGGUUGACCAAGAUAUUGCUGCUGAUGCAAAGUAAUUGCUCGCCGGCAGUUCGGCAAAUGUGUGCCGAUUUGCUCAAGAUAUUUCGUGUGAAUUCGAAAUCGGUUAUUUCUUGUUAUGAUACUAAGACCACUCAUAUCAUGCCCUUCUGAGAUUUGAGAGACGAAAUGAUAUUGUAAAUGACACAAAUUUUGGUAGUCCAAUACAAAGGAGAAAUUAAUUUUAUUUUUA
Malus domestica (apple) is the source of this 1445-nucleotide messenger RNA. The record is from RefSeq and is a predicted model, not a curated record. NCBI's taxonomy places the organism in Eukaryota, Viridiplantae, Streptophyta, Magnoliopsida, Rosales, Rosaceae.